GCGCGGCGCAGAGCGGGCGGCGGGAGCGGCGGAGCUGCGCGCCCGAGGGGCCUUUCCCGCUCCUCUGCUCCGGCGGCCUCCAGGCGCCCCUCCACAGCGGGGCUCGGCCCGGCCCUCUGCGCCCGCUUCACCGCACUCCGUAGCGGCACCGGGAGAGGAAAGGAGAGGAGCCGCUGCCGCGCAGCUGCCCCGAGGGAAAGCCCAUCAUGUCGCGGCCGCUCCCGCUGAACCCCACCUUCCUACCUCCCACCUACGGGGUGCUGAAAUCCCUGCUGGAAAACCCGCUCAAGCUGCCGCUCGCUCACGAAGACGCAUUCGGUAAAGAAAAAGACAAAGAGAAGAAGUUAGAUGAUGACAGCACCAGUACCACGGUCCCUCAGUCAGCUUUCUUGGGCCCAACAUUAUGGGACAAGACACUGCCAUACGAUGGAGACACUUUCCAGUUGGAAUACAUGGACCUGGAAGAAUUCCUCUCAGAAAAUGGCAUUCCACCCAGCCCAAACCAGCACGAGCACAGCCCGCACCAGUCAGGUCUCCAGCAAGCUACCUCAGCAUCACCUUCUGUCAUGGACCUCAGCAGCAGGGCUUCUACUUCAGUCCAUCCAGGCAUGGUGUCGCAGAACUGCAUGCAGAGCCCGGUCAGACCAGGUCAGAUCUUGCCAGCAAACCGAAACACACCAAGUCCCAUUGAUCCUGAGACUAUCCAAGUUCCUGUUGGUUACGAACCUGACCCUGCAGAUCUUGCUCUUUCCAGUAUUCCUGGCCAGGAGAUGUUUGACCCUCGUAAACGCAAAUUCUCCGAAGAGGAGCUGAAACCACAGCCCAUGAUUAAGAAAGCUCGCAAAGUCUUCAUUCCAGAUGACCUGAAGGACGACAAAUACUGGGCAAGGCGCAGAAAGAACAACAUGGCUGCGAAGCGCUCGCGGGACGCGCGGCGGCUGAAGGAGAACCAGAUCGCCAUCCGCGCCUCCUUCCUGGAGAAGGAGAACUCGGCGCUGCGCCAGGAGGUGGCCGACCUGCGCAAGGAGCUGGGCAAGUGCAAGAACGUCCUCGCCAAGUACGAAGCUCGACACGGCCCCCUGUAAAUUCCAGGGGGCAGC
Molecule: messenger RNA, 1100 nt
Organism: Colius striatus (speckled mousebird)
Lineage: Eukaryota; Metazoa; Chordata; Aves; Coliiformes; Coliidae
Gene: HLF
Product: HLF transcription factor, PAR bZIP family member
Exons: 4
Coding region: 207-1085 (292 amino acids)
Biological process (GO): regulation of transcription by RNA polymerase II
Cellular component (GO): nucleus
Molecular function (GO): RNA polymerase II cis-regulatory region sequence-specific DNA binding; DNA-binding transcription factor activity, RNA polymerase II-specific
Source: RefSeq, a predicted model, not a curated record